UGACAGAAGCUCGGAGCAGAGGCUGGAAGGUUGUAGAGCUGCUGCCAGUCUGUACCCGGCUGCUGCAGCUAGAGACGGGCACGUCACACCUUGGCACCAGGUAGAAGAGGAUGGCGGCGGAGAUCCACCCCACACCCCUCACCCGCAAACCCAUACUAAUGAACAAGGUGGAAGGAUCCCAGGACGUGGUGAAUAUGGCUGUGAUUGUGCCCAAGGAGGACGGGAUGAUCAGUGUGUCGGAGGACAGGACUGUCCGUGUGUGGAUGAAGAGGGACAGCGGUCAGUUCUGGCCCAGUAUUUAUCACGCUAUGCCAGCUCCAUGUUCAUGCAUGUCUUUUAACCCGGAAACCCGAAGGCUGUCUGUGGGGCUAGACAAUGGUACUAUCUCAGAAUUUAUUUUAGCUGAAGAUUAUAACAAAAUGACCCCCACAAGAACGUAUUCUGCACACCAGAGCAGAGUAACCAUGGUUCUCUUCAUUCUGGAGAUGGAGUGGAUGCUGAGUACAGGUCAGGAUAAGCUCUUUACCUGGCAUUGCUCAGAGACUGGGGAACGUCUAGGAAACUACCGCACUACAGCCUGUGCUUCAUGUCUGCAAUUUGACGUGGAGACAAGACAUGUGUUUGUUGGUGACCAUUCUGGGCAGGUCACUAUUCUAAAACUUGAACAAGACAACUGUAGCCUCAUUACUACAUUUAAAGGACAUACAGCUGGUGUGACGUCCUUGUGUUGGGACCCGGUACAGAGACUUUUAUUUUCCGGCAGUUCUGACCACUCCAUUAUCAUAUGGGACAUCGGGGGACGAAAAGGAAUGGCUCUAGAACUGCAAGGACAUCACGACAAGAUCCAGUCCAUCGCCUAUGCGCACCACUCCAGGCAGCUCAUUUCCUGCAGUGCGGAUGGUGGGAUAGUAGUCUGGAACAUGGAUGUGGAGAGACAGGAGACUCCAGAAUGGUUAGACAGUGACUCUUGUCAGAAAUGUGACCAGCCCUUCUUCUGGAACUUCAAACAGAUGUGGGACAGCAAAAAGAUAGGCCUCCGACAGCAUCACUGCAGAAAGUGUGGAAAAGCAGUUUGUGGAAAGUGCAGCUCUAAGAGGUCCACGAUUCCCCUCAUGGGCUUUGAGUUUGAAGUACGUGUGUGUGAUAGCUGUUACGAGUCCAUCACAGAUGAACAACGUGCGCCGACUGCGACAUUCCACAAUAGUAAGCACAAUAUAGUCCAUGUAAACUUCGACCCCACAAGAGUCUGGUUAUUGACGUCCGGAACAGACAAGGUCAUUAAGCUUUGGGAUAUGACGCCGGUCGUCUCUUGAUUUUACGUAUGGAUCGACCUUGAGAUCGGUAAUGCAAGAAGUAGAAGAUUCAGUGCAGACUCUACGGGAGCGCAGUAGCGGAGUAUCUAGACGUUAAGGUUUUUUGAAUACGGUCUCUGGAGAGGAUAUUGCUCUCAUUGUAAUUGAAUGAUACAAGGUAUUGACUAAUCUGAGCCUAUGGCAGCUCCACCUCUAGUUUGAACCAGCUUUUUGGGUUUGUUUGGAGUUUACUAUGCAGAGGCUUUCCGUGCUCUAUGCUGGAGCUUGUAUAUAUAGUCGGUGUCCACCAUCGUUUAUCUCGGGGACCCUUCUAUUUUAAACCUAUCAUGCUUUCUUUAGAAUAUACAUUUCUUCUGCAGUAUUAAUGUGACACUCUCUGAAAGAGAUACCAAAAAUGUUGCAGCAAUCUAACGAUUUAAAUGCAGUUUGUUCUUUCCUCCUCCCUCCGAUUGUCUCUAUGGGUCCAUACAAGAAGAAUAACAUUUCACACAUUAAUAUAUUGGUAUUUGGGCUUAAUUAAGCAACAUUAGCUGCAAAAUAUUUUAUUUUGAUUUAAAAUGCUAAACCACGUUUUGAAUUUAUGUAAAAAAUAAAUGUAAAAAAUUGUAUCUUAAUUGAUUCAUUAAAGGGGUUCUCCAUGAAUUAAGAAAAUGAAAAUACUUAAAUAUUA
Bufo gargarizans (Asiatic toad) is the source of this 1983-nucleotide messenger RNA. It is a transcript of the gene WDFY2, whose product is annotated as WD repeat and FYVE domain containing 2. Gene Ontology annotation, molecular function: protein binding; metal ion binding. NCBI's taxonomy places the organism in Eukaryota, Metazoa, Chordata, Amphibia, Anura, Bufonidae. The coding region runs from base 111 to 1313 and encodes 400 amino acids. The transcript is spliced from 12 exons. The record is from RefSeq and is a predicted model, not a curated record.